AUGAAGGAAAAAUCCAAGAAUGCAGCGAAGACGCGCCGGGAGAAGGAGAACGGGGAGUUUUACGAGCUGGCCAAGCUGUUGCCUCUGCCGGCGGCCAUCACCUCCCAGCUGGACAAGGCCUCCAUCAUCAGGCUGACCAGCAGCUACCUGAAGAUGAGGGCAGUCUUCCCGGACGGUCUGGGUGAUGGAUGGGGGCAGUCGUCCAGGUUCAGCCCUCUGGACAGCAUGGCUAAAGAACUGGGCUCCCACCUCUUACAGACCCUGGACGGCUUUGUUUUUGUCGUUGCCUCUGAUGGUAAAAUCAUGUACAUCUCUGAGACGGCGUCGGUCCACCUCGGCCUGUCCCAGGUGGAGCUGACAGGGAACAGUAUAUUUGAGUACAUCCACCCGUCCGACCAUGAUGAGAUGACAGCAGUGUUGAGCUCUCACCAGCCCCCCCACCAUAACUUUUCACAAGAGUAUGAAAUGGAGCGCUCUUUCUUCUUGAGGAUGAAGUGUGUCCUUGCUAAACGCAACGCAGGCCUGACAUGUGGAGGAUAUAAGGUCAUCCACUGCAGCGGCUACCUGAAGAUCCGUCAGUACAUGAUGGAUAUGGCUCUGUACGACUCAUGCUACCAGAUUGUGGGUCUGGUGGCGGUCGGCCACUCCCUCCCUCCCAGCGGCAUCACCGAGAUCAAACUCCACAGCAACAUGUUCAUGUUCCGUGCCAGCCUGGACUUCAAACUCAUCUUCUUGGACUCCAGGGUGGCAGAGCUGACGGGCUACGAGCCUCAGGACCUGAUAGAAAAGACCCUGUACCACCACGUCCAUGGCUGCGACGUCUUCCAUCUGCGCUACUCUCACCAUUUAUUGCUGGUGAAAGGGCAGGUCACUACUAAGUAUUACCGCAUGUUAUCGAAGCAUGGAGGCUGGGUGUGGGUGCAGAGCUAUGCCACCAUCGUGCACAACAGCCGCUCCUCCAGGCCUCACUGCAUUGUCAGUGUUAACUACGUCCUCACUGACAUAGAGUGUAAGGAGUUGCAGCUGUCUGAAGAGCAGAAUCAAGCCACUAAGCCUGGCCUCAGCUUGACUUUCUCUCAGGACCACCGCAAACAACUCAAAACCAAAGCAGUCAAGAUCAAGACCAAACCCAAAACAACGCCUUAUCCUCAGUCCAGCAGCUCGUUCCAAACAGAUAAACCCAGUUGCUCCCCACAGAGAGGGUUGCGGAAGGAGAGCCCCCCCUACCAAGCCACUGCUUGCAGGGAGCAGAGUUCAAGCUCCACCCCUGAGGCAGGCCAGGUUUCCUGCAGUGCCCCCUACAGCCUGACCUUCCCCUAUGCCUACAGCCAUCUGCAUCUUGAAAGUCAGACCAGGCUUCCGGGCUCGGCUGCCACCUCUCAGCUGGCUCAUCAGCUCAUCAGCUCCCUGCAAGGAAGGACGCCUGUUGGUUGGAGCAUCAGCAGUCCCAAGACCCAGGACACCCUGAGCCCCCCGGCACCCGAAACAUACACAGGCCCUGUGUUGCCAGCUAUCCGGAGGUACCCUGAGGAGAACCAGCAUGAGGUCUUCUCGAGCAGUGCGGCCCUGCACCCAAACAGUAGGUUCAAGGAAGAGCCCUACGAACAUUACAUGCUUGUCCACAGCAAGAUGUCAGAUGUUCACCCACACUCCCACCCUCAGGCCACCAGGGACAGCAAGCUGCCGUUUAGCCAAGACAUCCGCUACAAGGCUAGUAGAGGCAGUGAGGGACCUCAGGCUGACAAGGCCCUGGCUUGCCCCCUGCUCAGUGGUCUGGUGCUGGGGAAGGGUGAGCAGGCUGGCUCCAUCCACGGUGUGGGCCAGCCUCUCCCUAUGCAGGUGGUGCUGGAACAGAGGAGGAGGUUGUGCAUGAUGGAGGCGCCGUACACUCACCCAGCUGCUGGAUUUCCACAACCUGUAGACAGCCACCGGCAGCGUGGAGCCCCCAAAGACCUGGAGCCUGAGUCUGGGCAAGAGGACAGGAAAAUGUGGAUAGGCAUGGGGGUGGGGCUUCCCGCCCGCGCCCCAUAUGUGUCUUUGAACUUUCACAAAGUCUUGGGCAAACAUGGUUCGCUUAAAGCGCCCCCAUAUACUACACUGAGCCAUUUAACAGACAGCUAUGGUUACCAUGGUAAUGAGAUGGCAUCUUACAGCUGUCACAGCCAAAGCCCCGCCUCCAGCCCUUCCCCUGAAGGCCACAGGGAGAUCCCACAUUACAUUGGCACAUCUGUCAUCAUCACCAAUGAGAGGUGA
This is a messenger RNA of Myripristis murdjan (pinecone soldierfish), 2253 nucleotides long. It is a transcript of the gene sim2, whose product is annotated as SIM bHLH transcription factor 2. The transcript is spliced from 11 exons. Bases 1 to 2253 code for a protein of 750 amino acids. Lineage: Eukaryota; Metazoa; Chordata; Actinopteri; Holocentriformes; Holocentridae. The record is from RefSeq and is a predicted model, not a curated record. Gene Ontology annotation, molecular function: protein dimerization activity; DNA-binding transcription factor activity, RNA polymerase II-specific; RNA polymerase II transcription regulatory region sequence-specific DNA binding. Gene Ontology annotation, biological process: regulation of transcription by RNA polymerase II.